GGACCGCGGCUUCGCUGAGGGAGGCUCUGAGGGGUGGUGACCCCGUGGGGGUGACGCGAGGGGCGGCCCGGGAGCCGCGUCCGAGGAAGGAAGGGGUGGUUCGGACAGCUAAAGGUGAACGUUCCCGGGGAGCUUCGCCGCUGGGAGGGGAAGGAGAAGCCCCGCGGGGGGGUUCGGUGUGUUGGUGCUGUUUGGGUUUGAGCAGUUCUCUCGAGCAGAACCCUUGGGCUCAGGCGUGUGGAGGAGGUGGGGCCCUUCUGGACUCCGAAAGGUUCCGGCAGCGUUUGUCAGACGUUUCGGUUUAAUCCCCCCACGGCACCACCUCUGCUUCCAACCCAGUUACCUGGGAAGCCGCUGCCUGGGAGCGGCCUUUCCCUCCUCCGCAGGCACAGCCUCACAGAAAUACAAACCCAGCCCAUCGCACGGCACCAAACCGGCGUUACAGGGAAUGACCCCCAGGACCCCGAACCGAACCCGAACCCUCCCGGUACCGCGCCCUCCGCUACCGCUUUUCCCCGCUAGGGGGCACCACCGCGCGGGUCUGCUCCCGCCCCGCCAUUGGCUGUUCCCCUGGGGAGCGGCACAGCUGAUUGGUCGGCUCCACCCUCUGGCCACGCCCCCUGUCAGGAGGCCCGCCCCCUCAGUCCCGUCAUGGCGGAGAAGGCGCAGAAGGGCGUCAAGAUCGCCCCGGGGGCCGUGGUGUGUGUGGAGAGCGAGAUCCGCGGGGAUGUCACCAUCGGGCCCAGGACUGUGAUCCACCCCAAGGCCAGGAUCAUCGCCGAAGCGGGGCCCAUCGUCAUCGGGGAAGGGAACCUGAUCGAGGAGCAGGCACUCAUCAUCAAUGGCUACCCAGAAAACAUCACUCCAGAAACCCAGGAGGUGGAACCCAAACCCAUGGUCAUCGGCACCAACAACGUUUUCGAGGUCGGGUGUUAUUCCCAGGCCAUGAAGGUGGGAGACAACAAUGUCAUCGAAUCCAAAGCUUUUGUUGGCAGGAAUGUCAUCCUGACCAGUGGCUGCAUCAUUGGGGCCUGCUGCAACAUCAACACCUACGAGGUCAUCCCCGAGAACACCGUCAUCUACGGGGCCGACUGCCUGCGCCGCCUCCAGACCGAGCGGCCCCAGCCCCAGACGCUGCAGCUGGAUUUCCUGAUGAAGAUCUUGCCAAAUUAUCAUCACCUCAAGAAGACCACCAAGGCCACCUCCACUCCUGUCAAAAGCUGAGCACUCCUGGGGACUGACCUGCUCACCACCUCCCUCAUUCCAUCUUGGAAAAAAGAACCACCUGGGUUUGUUUAUUUAAUGUCUUUUUGGUUUUUUUUGGGGUUUUUUUAUGUUCUGCCAAGCACCUCAGACCAGCUGUGGGUCUGUUGUCUCUCUCACCCGCUGUGCGUGCUUUGUUUGGAAAUAAAAUGUCACCUCCU
Molecule: messenger RNA, 1424 nt
Organism: Calypte anna (Anna's hummingbird)
Lineage: Eukaryota; Metazoa; Chordata; Aves; Apodiformes; Trochilidae
Gene: DCTN6
Product: dynactin subunit 6
Exons: 7
Coding region: 652-1224 (190 amino acids)
Biological process (GO): mitotic spindle organization
Cellular component (GO): dynactin complex
Molecular function (GO): dynein complex binding
Source: RefSeq, a predicted model, not a curated record